AUGAAACUUGUCUUGAUCCUUUUCUCUUUUCUCAUCCUCCUCCAAGCAUCCCAAGGCUUUGAUUACCAUGAAAAGGAAUUAGAGAGCGAAGAGAGCUUAUCAAAGCUCUAUGAGAGGUGGAGAAACCACCACUCUGUAACCAGAGACUCCCACGAGGCACUAAAGCGGUUCAACGUCUUUAGACACAAUGUGCUUCAUGUCCACAAGACGAACAAGAAGAACAAGCUUUACAAACUCAAGAUCAAUAGAUUCGCCGACAUAACUCACCACGAGUUUAGAAACUCCUACGCUGGCUCUAAUGUUAAGCAUCACCGGAUGCUCUGUGGACCAAAACGUGGAUCUGGUGGUUUCAUGUAUGAGAAUGUGACCGGAGUUCCGAUCUCUGUUGAUUGGAGAGAGAAAGGAGCUGUCACUGAUGUCAAGAAUCAACAAGACUGUGAGACUUACCCUUACAAUCCUGACGACUUUGGGUUCUGCAGAGCUAAAAAUGUUGAGGGAGAAACUGUAACGAUCGAUGGACACGAACACGUCCCUGAGAACGACGAGGAAGCACUCCUCAAAGCUGUCGCUCACCAGCCUGUCUCUGUAGCAAUUGAUGCUGGAAGUUCAGAUUUUCAGCUUUACUCUGAGGGUGUGUUUACCGGAGAAUGUGGGACUCAGUUAAACCACGGCGUGGCGAUUGUUGGCUAUGGAGAAACGGAGAAAGGAACAAAAUAUUGGAUAGUGAGAAACUCAUGGGGUCGAGAAUGGGGAGAAGGAGGCUAUGUUCGGAUUGAGAGAGGAAUAUCAGAGAAUGAAGGACGUUGCGGUAUAGCACUGGAAGCUUCUUAUCCCACCAAACUCACUACUACUACUACUCAUGAGCCAGUAGCUCGUGAUGAUGUUAAAGACGAACUCUAG
This is a messenger RNA of Thlaspi arvense, 900 nucleotides long. The record is from the annotation of a GenBank genome assembly. NCBI's taxonomy places the organism in Eukaryota, Viridiplantae, Streptophyta, Magnoliopsida, Brassicales, Brassicaceae.